This is a messenger RNA of Fimicolochytrium jonesii, 918 nucleotides long. RefSeq names its product WD40-repeat-containing domain protein. Gene Ontology annotation, biological process: mRNA splicing, via spliceosome. The record is from RefSeq and is a predicted model, not a curated record. Bases 1 to 918 code for a protein of 305 amino acids. The transcript has 2 exons. Lineage: Eukaryota; Fungi; Chytridiomycota; Chytridiomycetes; Spizellomycetales; Powellomycetaceae. Gene Ontology annotation, molecular function: protein binding. Gene Ontology annotation, cellular component: catalytic step 2 spliceosome.
AUGACAGACACAACAAACCUCCCAAACACAGAACUGCACUCCCUCAGAGGUCACUCAGGUCCCAUACACGCCAUCACUUACUCCCAGGACGGGAACUAUAUCCUCACGGCAAGUCACGACAGGUCCGCUAAACUAUGGAACCCAACAACCGGGCUGCUCAUCAAAACUUAUGAGGCGCAUGGGAAGGGUGUAUUGGCCGUUGCUGUACCCCCAGCGGGAGCAGACAACUCACGCUUCGUAACCGGCUCCGAAGACCGCUCCGUCUUCGUCUGGGACGUCGGCACCGGCCGCCCCAUCCGGCGUUUCCAAGGGCACCACUCCCGCGUCAACGCCGUCGCCUUCAACCAGGACGGCACGGUCAUCAUCAGCGGUAGCUACGACGCCUCGAUCCGCUUCUGGGACUGCCGCGCCGCCAACGCCCGGUUGCCGAUCCAAAUAUGCUCUGAUGCGAAAGACAGCGUCGAGUCCGUGCGCGUCGUCGGGUCGGAGGUCCUGACGGGCUCUGUGGAUGGGAGCAUCCGGAUAUAUGAUAUCCGCAUGGGCUCGCUGACUGCAGACGCGAUCGGGCACCCCAUCACGUCGGCCACCUUCUCCGGCGACAAAAACUGUAUCCUGCUCAGUUCGCUGGACAGCACCAUCCGCCUCAUCGACAAAGAGACGGGGGAGUUGCUCAACCACUACCGAGGGCAUAAGAACACGACGUACAGGCUUGCGUCAACGUUGAGCAAUAACGAUGCGUAUGUUGUUUCUGGGAGCGAGGAUGGGAAGAUCUACAUGUGGGAUUUGGUUGACGGGAAGUUGGUUAAGGCGAUCGUGGCGCACGAGGGGUCGGUUGUGACGGCGGUGGCGUAUCAUCCGAUUAGCAAUGGGAUGGUCUCGGCCGCGGUGGAUGGGUCGGUGAAGGUGUGGACGGAGUGA